AUGGCAGUUUCCUCCUUCUACAUCAUCUCAGCUUCUCUUGCACUUAUAAUUGGGACUGCAAGCUGCAGCUUAUCUCUGACGCCUGAUGGUUAUUGGAACAGGGUGUUCCCAAGCACCCCCAUGCCAAAUGCCAUUAGAGAACUCUUGUCCCCCUCUCCGUCAGGAUCUGGUGGUCGUAACCUCACUAACAGUUCUCCUCCUACCCCUAUCUUCCCUACCAAAGCUUGCUGUUGUAAGUGGGCCGCGAUGAGCGGUUACCCUGGCUUAAGCCCCAUGAACUGCCCACCGAACAAUGCACCUCUUUAUUCCCUGAGGGAAGACAUGCAGCCUGGUAGCAAGAUGAACGUCACCAUGAUGAUCACCCCCGUAGCUUUAAGUGGUGGCCGUUUCUUCCCCCGCCAGCGAGCUCAAGCAAUUCCCUUCUCAACCUCCAAUCUCACUGCUAUCCUCAAGAUGUUCUCCAUUCAACCCGAAUCCGACCGUGCUUCUCUUAUCAGGGAAACGCUUCAGGAUUGUGAGGCGGCUGCAAUUAAAGGAGAAGUAAAGCACUGUGCAACAUCGCUGGAGUCGAUGAUCGAUUUCGUUGUUGCGGAGUUGGGAACAAGAGAGAUUCAUGCGGUGUUCACUUCUGCUGUUAACAGAGAGGAGGCUGUGAAAGUCAGGAGUUACAGAGUUGGUGCUGGUGGUGGAAGGAUGAUGACCAAUAAAGUUAUGACAUGCCACAACACUGUGUUUCCUUACGCUGUAUUCUACUGCCACAAUUUCGCGGGGACAAGGGUAUACAUGGUUCCGUUGGUUGCUGAAGAUGGUAGCCGAGUGAGCGCCAUUGCUUUGUGCCAUAUCGAUACAUCAAACUGGAAUCCCCGGCAUGAGAGCUUCAGGGUGCUGGGUGUGAAGCCAGGAACUGUGCCCAUUUGCCACUUCAUUGUAGAGGGCCUUGCUUGGGUCCCCAACUGA
This is a messenger RNA of Nymphaea colorata (pocket water lily), 957 nucleotides long. RefSeq names its product BURP domain-containing protein 5-like. The transcript is spliced from 3 exons. The record is from RefSeq and is a predicted model, not a curated record. Lineage: Eukaryota; Viridiplantae; Streptophyta; Magnoliopsida; Nymphaeales; Nymphaeaceae. The coding region runs from base 1 to 957 and encodes 318 amino acids.